Messenger RNA from Micromonas pusilla CCMP1545, 690 nucleotides. RefSeq lists its product as uncharacterized. The record is from RefSeq and is a predicted model, not a curated record. Lineage: Eukaryota; Viridiplantae; Chlorophyta; Mamiellophyceae; Mamiellales; Mamiellaceae.
AUGACUCCAGACAUGGAGAACCCGCUGCACUCGCUGCCGCAUUACGUCACCGGGGAGUACGCGCACAACAAGACGUUCCUCGAGGACAACGAGUACGCGCGCGCGCUCGACUGUUUCGUCAAGGGCGUCGUCGACGUUUUCCUCACGGACCCGAGAGGGAAGAUCCUCCUCGGGCACCGCCUCGUGCACCCGCAGCCGGACUGGUGGGUCCUCGGCGGCCGCAUGCGCGCCGGGGACACGCCCGCGGAGACCGCGCGAAGGAACGCGAUCCGCGAGACGCGGCUGGACAUCGCCCCGGAGCGAUGGGAGUUCGUCUGCGCGCACACGAUGCUGUGGCAGUUUCGCAAGCAAGCGCCGUCGGGGAACGGCACCGCGGACUUUGGCGUCAUCAUGCACGCGGUCGUGACCGACGAGAAGUCGCCGAUGACGAUGUGCAACGAGGAGUACGACGGGUACGGGUGGUACACCUCUGAGGAAAUUUUAGCGGACGAGAGCAAGCAUCCGGUCGUCAGACGUGGGGUGCGCGAGCUCAUCCGGAAAGGGAUGAAGGAGCGCAUUCACGCAGCCGUCGUCUCGGGCGCGGACGACGCGACGAUCGCGGCGGCGGUGCGCCAGCUGUACGCGCCGUUAGGGGGUGACGUGGACACCCCGAUCGCGACCGGCGAAGCCGCGGGAGGGGGGGAAGCGUGA